Molecule: messenger RNA, 10806 nt
Organism: Pseudoliparis swirei
Lineage: Eukaryota; Metazoa; Chordata; Actinopteri; Perciformes; Liparidae
Gene: apc2
Product: APC regulator of WNT signaling pathway 2
Exons: 13
Coding region: 16-7545 (2509 amino acids)
Biological process (GO): pattern specification process; negative regulation of canonical Wnt signaling pathway; positive regulation of protein catabolic process
Cellular component (GO): beta-catenin destruction complex; cytoplasmic microtubule; catenin complex
Molecular function (GO): gamma-catenin binding; microtubule binding; beta-catenin binding
Source: RefSeq, a predicted model, not a curated record
CUGCAGAGUUUGAAGAUGGCCAAUGCUGUGACUUCCUACGACCAGCUGGCCCACCAGGUGGAGGCUCUCCGUAAGGAGAACUCCCACCUGAGGAGGGAGCUGGAGGACAACUCCAACCAUCUGUCCAAACUGGAGACCGAGACCACCGGCAUGAAGGAGGUGUUGAAGCAGCUGCAGAGCAAACUGGAGCAGGAGGCAGGAACACUGGCCUCGUCCGGGAGGAGCGACGUGCUGCACCAACUGACAGAGCUCCACAUGGACCUCACCAACUACUACGAGCUCAAGCACCAGCCUCACAACCUGAGGCUGCUGACGGACAGCCUGGAAGGGGCGGAGCUAGACGACUACCUGGCUUCCUGCCCCUCUGCCUCGGCGGUGAGCAGAGCCAGGAGUCCACUCCGAGGCCCGUCACACCUGAGCGCAGUGUCCGGCGUGGAGGCAGCCGCCAUGUUGUUGCCGCAUCACUUCCUGGACGGGGCACCACCCAAAACAGCUGUGAUCACCGGGGCGGAUGGACGAAUGAGCGACCACCACCAAGAGGAGCUGUACAAGGAGAGGAACCUCCUGCUGGGGGAGAUCGACCGGGAGGAGAGGGAGCGCUGCUGGCACUUCAGCCAGCUGGAGGAGCUGUCCCAGAGACUGGUUCAACUGCCUCGCAUCGACGCGUUUUCUCUGCAGAUGGAUAUGAUCCGGCAGCAGCUGGAGUUUGAAGCCCAGCGGGUUCGAUCUGUGAUGGAGGAACGUUUUGGUACCAGCGACGAGAUGGUUCAGAGGUCACAGAUACGAGUCACUCGUCUGGAGCAGCUGGAGAUAGAGCUGCAGGAGGCCCGAGGGAGUCAAGAGACCCAGCUACAGCUUUCUGGAGCUGAGAAGCCCCCUGCUGGAGAACCAGAGAGCAACACGUCAUCAGCUGCUGCAGCAGGAGCCGAAUCUCCGACAGACGGCGGCAGCAAGGUGGAGAUGGUGUUCUGGCUGCUCUCCAUGCUCGCUAACAGAGAUAAGGAGGAGAUGUCUCGGACUCUGCUGGCUCUGUCCAGCUCUCAGGACAGCUGCAUCGCCAUGAGGAAAUCUGGCUGCGUCCCUCUGCUGGUCCAGAUCCUGCACGAAGCUCCGUGCGGAGGCGCCAGCGGACCCGAGGAGGCGGCCGCGGCCGGUACGGCAACGGGCUGCAGCAGAGAGGCCAAAUCCAGAGCCAGCGCCGCCCUCCACAACAUCAUCUACUCCCAGCAGGACGAGGGCCAGGCCCGCCGGGAGAUGAGGGUGCUGCACAUGCUGGAGCAGGUCCGGACCUACUGUGACAGCGGCUGGGACUGGAUCGAGGGCCACGCAGCGACGCCGUCACCUGGAGGAACCAAAACCACCGACAUCCCUGAACCUGUGGAGCCUCAGAUCUGUCAGGCCAUGUGCGCCAUCAUGAAGCUUUCCUUUGAAGAGGAGUACCGACGCGCCAUGAAUGAAUUGGGCGGCCUGCAGGUCGUGGCCGAUCUGAUCCACCUGGACCAGGACAUGUACGGCAUGCUUAACGACCCCAUCAACAUGGCUCUGCGCCGCUACGCAGGGAUGGCUGUGACCAACCUCACCUUUGGAGACGUCGCCAACAAGGCCACUCUGUGCUCAAAGAAGAGCUGUCUCCAGGCUCUGGUGGCCCAGCUGGCCUCUGACAGUGAGGAACUUCAUCAGGUAGUCUCCAGCAUCCUGAGGAACUUGUCCUGGAGGGCCGAUAUCACCAGCAAGAAAGUUCUCAGAGACAUCGGCUGCGUUUCUGCACUGAUGACCUGUGCCCUCCAGGCCACCAAGGAGUCGACAUUGAAGAGCCUCCUGAGUGCUCUAUGGAAUCUGUCGGCUCACAGCAUCGAAAACAAAGUGUCAAUCUGUUCAGUGGACGGCGCUCUGGGCUUCCUGGUCAGCACGCUGACAUACCGCUGUCAAACCAACUCGCUCGCCAUCAUCGAAAGUGGAGGAGGAAUUCUUCGAAAUGUGUCGAGUCUGGUCGCCACACGUGAAGACUACAGACAAAUCCUCAGGGAUCACAACUGCCUCCAGACUCUGCUGCAGCACCUGCGCUCCCACAGCCUGACCAUAGUGAGCAACGCCUGCGGGACACUCUGGAACCUUUCUGCCCGAAGUAUGAAGGACCAGGAGCUGCUGUGGGACCUUGGGGCAGUUAGCAUGCUGCGCAACCUUAUCCACUCCAAGCACAAGAUGAUAGCAAUGGGCAGUGCCGCAGCUUUAAGGAAUCUCCUCACUAAUCGACCCUUAAAAUAUAAGGAUGCUGCAGUCAUAUCCCCCGGCUCCUGCAUGCCCUCACUCUAUAUGAGGAAACAGAAGGCGCUGGAGGCGGAGCUGGACGCCAAACACUUGGCCGAGACUUUUGAUACCCUUGAGAAACAGAGCCCCAAACAUCUGACCCUCAACAAGCCACUACGGCACAUUGAAAGUCUGGCGAAGGAUUACGCAUCUGAUUCUGGUUGUUUUGAUGAUGACGAGGCCCCAAACGUCUCCAGUAGCCUGGACACUGGGAGCUUCUCUAUGCUAUCCAUGUUUCUUACCAACUCUAACUUCCUGCAAAGCCAACCACGCAAGAGGGACACUGACCCUGAAAGAGAUGUAGACAUGCCUCAAAUGGUUGACAAGAGACAUGCUCCUGUUGAUGAUGUAUCUGCCGCUGCAGAGACGCUCGCAAAAAGAAUCACCAACACGGUAGCCAAGAUUGACAGGUUAGUGGAGGACAUCACCAUGCACACAUCCUCUGAGGAUAGUUUCAGCCUGAGCUCUGAAGAUCACCUGGCAGACUGGCCAUACGGACUGGAUGAACUCAAUGAAGCCCAAGCAAAAUCAUGCUCCCCCUGCCCUCUGUCUGAAACAAGCAGCUUGGCCCACAGGGAACGCCUCAGUAGAGCCCACGCUCUCUUGCGCCUCAAAACCGCCCAUACAAGUCUAUCAACAGACAGCUUAAACAGUGGAAGCACCAGUGAUGGCUACUGCGGCAGCAAGGACCAGAUGCAAACUGCUCCAAGAACUGUUAUGAUGCAACAAAGACCGAACCAACUUGAUCUCAAGGGAGCUCAUCAAGAUUACCUUAAUGUAAGUCCUGCUGUUCUGAUGGAGACAAACCAGCAAGACAUUCCAGAGAGAGAUUCUAUGGACAACAAAGAUCUGAGAGAUCUAGAGCUCAGCAUCACAGACGCAGAAAUGAACCAGGAUCAAUCUGUACAAACACCUCUCAGUGCAUCAACUAAACUCUCCUCUGAUGUGAGCAUGACUUCAAUUCAACUGUCUCCUUCUUAUCAACAGGUCCCACUCAUUCAGAGUGUCGCCAAAUUCGGUGUAGCAAAGACGGCCAUUAAUGUCCAAGCUGCCCAAGCAAUGAGGAGGCAAGCAUGGGUACCUACUGUGAUGACUGGGGGUAGUGUAACAAAAUGUUCUCCAAUGACAUCCACCAGAAGCCCGACUGUCGGGUCGAUGGAGACGGUCCAGAAAUACUCAGUGGAAAACACCCCGAUUUGCUUCUCUCGCUGCAGUUCAUUAUCCUCCCUCUCUUCUGGCGAUGGAGCGCUCGAUGGACAAAGUGAGAAUGAGCUAGAGAGUGACUCGUCAUUAGAAAUAAUUGAAGUGGAGGAUGGAGAAGUAGUGAAGAGAGCGGAAGAGGAUGAAACCUUGGAGGAUCUGAGUGACAGCCAGCUGCUGAUGACUGACUCAAAAACCUUCCCCAGCAAAGAGACCGAUCCCAUUGAAAUUCCCUGUCCUGCCAAAAAGGAAAAGGUGUUCCUAAGAGGAGCUUCACCAACCUUACUUGAAGAUAGAUCUCCAUCCAGUUCAUCUGAGAACUACAUCCACGAGACACCUUUAGUAAUGAGUCGCUGUAGCUCAGUGAGUUCACUGGGCAGCUUUGAGGCGAGCUCAAUUGCGAGCUCAAUCGAAAGUGAUCCAGGCAGUGAGAUGAAUGAUGGAACAAUAAGCCCAAGUGAUCUUCCCGACAGCCCAGGUCAAACCAUGCCUCCUAGUCGAAGUAAAACUCCAUGUUGUGUUGAGUCAAAUGGAGCAGAAACACAGGCCACAGGAAUAGCGGGUCAAUGGGAAAGUAGCUUGCGAACAUUCAUGGAGAUUGCAGACUCCAAAGAGAGGUUUAACCUUCCUCCUGACCUGGACACUAUGAUCUACUUUACUGUGGAAAAGCCCAGCGAGAACUUCUCUUGUGCAUCGAGCUUAAGUGCUCUGCCUCUUCACGAACACUACAUACAAAAAGAUGUGGAACUGAAAUUGACCCCCCUACUCCAGCAAAAUGACAAAAAUCUUCCUUUCCCUGAUGAGGAUGAGCAAGGAUUCGACCAUGGUGAAAGAUAUAGUGAGGGCAAUUCAGAUGAUGACAUUGAAAUCUUAAAGGAAUGCAUAAACUCAGCAAUGCCCUCUAAAUUCCGAAAAGUAAGACCUUCCCUGAUGACAACCAUCCCUCAUCAUAUUCUCAAUUCCCAGAUCCGAAAACAGAUGCAUCUUCCAAUGUACAUGAUGCUUCCAAAUGGCAAAACCCAAAUGUGUCCUGGGAGGAGAAUUGUUAUUCCACAGAAGGACUUUAAAUUUGAUGAUUCAUCCUUCACUGAUUCUGCAGAAGGUACACCAGUCAACUUCUCCAGCACAACAUCACUAAGUGACGAAACACUUCAGUAUCCAGUGAAGGAGAGAGGGGCUAAAGACUGCACAGCUAAAGGUAUGAACAAACAGGAAUUGCUCGACGAUGAGGCAAAGAGGAUAGAAGACUUGAGGAUAUUCUCACACUUCCAUAAGCCCAACAGAAUUAACUACCCACCAGAGAUACAAAUGAACCGAACAACCAAACACAUCAUUCCCACUCAGAAGGUGCUUAUGCAGAGCAAAGAGGUAGCUGAUAGAGUGGCAAAGCAAAGAAUUCGUGAUCAGUCUCCUAACCAACAAAAGAAGAGGCAAGUUCAAGGGCCAGUUAGGAAACUGGAUCUGCCUGUCAUUAAGAAAAAAACAGCAAGUAAUCUUAAUGUGGGAUCACAAAAAGGUAAAACAUUCUACAGACAAUCGACAAAUUCUUCAGAGGACAGUGUCAGCUUCUAUUCUGACAAAAAGGAAGCAAUGAAACAAACAAGUAGAAAACAGAUCAGGGAAGCAAAAAGAAAUACUCUUUCCCGUAGCAUGACAAAUAUUGGCAGGAUUGAUAAUUCACAAGCAAUGCCCAGGGGAUUUCACAGGAUAAAAGAGAAUCUGAUGAAGGAUGAAUCCCUGGCAUGUUACUCACUCAGCUCCUCACUUAGUUCACUGAGUGAUGCAGAGUUUGAGGAUCAGAAAUCAAGAGCCCAUCAAAUUUGGUACAAAAACAAACACAACAAAACACUAAAUAUGAUGAAACAAACAAAGUUUAUGAACAUUCACAGCCAAUAUGAAGAGCCAAGCUCGCCAAGCUCUGUCAGUAUGGAUUCGGAGGAUGACCUCCUUCAGAAAUGCAUAACAUCUGCCAUGCCCAAGCAGAGAAGGAAGCAUGCUGCAAGGAAGAAGAAAGCAGAAAAUACUCAAAAACAAAAGGCCUCUGAUGGGUGGGAUGAGGAAAUGGAUAGUGAUGACACAGCAUGGGAUCAAGAUUCAGACCUCAAUAGUGUUGAAUGGAGAGCCAUACAAGAAGGGGCUAAUUGUGUUGUAACUGGACUCCAGGCCUCAAAGUCUCAGGAGCCAUCCUCUGAAGAGACUGAAUCCGUACUGUCAUUCAUGUCAACAUCCAGCUUUACACCUAAAGAAAGGAAGUUUGCUAAAGACAAAAAGGCAAAUAAACCUUUAGACUUUGCACAGCGCAAGCCAGUUCCAAAUUUACCUGUGGUUUUCAGAGGCAGGACAGUGAUCUAUACGCCGAAAAAAGAGACAGCUCCAUCACAAAUACCUCCUCCCAGAAAAGUACCAACCAAGACAGAUGCUCCAAAAAAUCCAAACCUGGCUCAGCACAGAUCAAAGAGCCUUCACCGAUUAGGUCACCCGCAGGACAUUGAACUGUCUUUGCCAAAGAGGAGCUCUACUCCACCUCCAAGGAUACCAAAAAGUUCAUCCUCUGGAUCAUCGCAAAGCUCUACACCAUCCAAACAGUCGCAGAAAAGGAUAACAUCCCCGACUCAGACAAAUAAAUUCAUGCAGAAAAAGAUUGCCUCACCACCUAAUAGCCCGCCAGCUAGUAGUCCCCCAGAAAGAAAGGGGCGCUCUCCUGUUGUGAAUAAAUAUGAAAAAUCCCCACCACCUAAAACUCAAAAGUCACCUGUCCGAAUCCCUUUUAUGCAAAACUCAGUCAGGCCCAGAGCUCUGUCACCUCUGGUAACUAACCUAACAACCACCAAACAAACCAAUCAGGUCAACGGGAAAAGGGUCCCACCCGCCAAUCGAUUUGGAAUGGUCAGGAUGACUUCUGCCCAUUCAAGUGGCGGUGAGUCUGAGCGCAAUGGAUUCUUGAGACAGCUAACUUUCAUUAAGGAAUCACAGCCUGUUCUGAGAAGGCAUGGCUCUGCACGCAAAAUGCCUGGAUCUCAGAAUGGAUCCCCCCAAAGAGCAGCUCCUGGCACUUCAGCCGUCUUUCUUUGUUCAUCGCGCUGUCAGGAACUUAAGGUAGCUGUUCAAACCCAGAGAAGGGUGCAAGUAAAAAAUCCAAGGCAAGCACAGCAAGUCCAGAGGCCAGAACAUAGCGUUCAAAAGCAGACACCAACCCUUUCAAGAGCGACCUCCAGUGAAAGGGACCUAUCUGCAAGACGCACACACAGAAGAACUAGCUCUGAAAGCCCGUGCAGGGGGGCUGAGCGAAACAGGCAUUCCAGGGUGUCUGCAGCCAAGCAGCAACAAGACCAAGACAACUUUAAACGUCACGCCUCAUCACCAAGCAUAAACAUACUUAGCCGAGUGACCAGCCGUUCCUCCCUUCGCUCGUCUUCAUCUGAUUCAAGUGGAAGAGCAAAGAGCGAAGAUGACACAAAGAAGAAAGGGCACCGGUCUGCAUCACGGCUAAAUGACAGAGUUACAUGGAGGAGGAUCAGGGAUGAAGAUGUACCUCAGAUCUUGAAAAGCACUCUGCCAGCCAAUGCAUUACCUCUGAUGCCUUCUCCUGACGGUGAACAGCCAAAGCCACCAGCUCUUCCAGGAAAACUACCAACCAUUGUCCUUGCAUCACGCAAGACAAGUGAUGCGACAGUCCAGACAGAAGAUUUUUCGAAUAAUAAGACCAACUCAAGCACCUCUCCAACAGUUGUAACAACUCGGGUGAUCGCAGAGGAAGUUGCACGAUUUGCACUACUCAGAAAGAGUACUGCUACCUCUGGGAGUAACCCACAAGAUGGAGAUUCAGAAGUCUCACUUAAGAGUCACAGCACCGUCUCCACAGGAACGUCAGAUAUCCAUGUGGGUGGAGCUGUCCAUUUCCGCCAAGGAUCCCCCAGCAAGGCUGCCCGAAUCACUCCAUUUAACUACACCCCAAGCCCUAUUUCCUGUAGCCUGCAGGACACACAGAGCCAAGAAGCCACAAUCGAUGAAAGGCCAGAGGGAAAAAGUGAGUCGUAGGAUGUUAAGUAGACUACUGAACAACACGGAUGACUCUUCUGUGUUCCUGGAUGAAACUCUGCACUCAGGUGGACAGAUUAGGAGUGUGCUGGUCCCUUUACCUCGGGUAUUUACCCCUUACUUUCCCCAUUUACUGCAUUCAAGUUUUGCUCUGUGAACAAUUGACCACAGCUUCCAUCUACCAUUCACAAAGGGUUGGAUGUAUGCAUUGAGAAAGGUCUAAACAUGAGCAGAGCAUCAGUAACUUUUAGAGAUGCAUUUCAGAGAAAAAUCUCACAUGAAACGGAAGUGCAUCUUUUUGUACUUUUUUGUAUUUGUAGAAUAAACAUUGCCUGGUAGAAAUAUAGUGAAACAUGAAGCAACAGACAUUUAACUUGAUUUCAGCACAUUAAUCACCAUUGGUCUCCUGGACACAAUUGAUAAAAGAACAAUAUUAUGCAAACUUUUGAAGGAUUACUCAGCUGGGUUUUUACCUGAAAAGGUACAAACUAUGUCGGACUGUUGAUGGCUUCACAAGGGACUCAAUUGACAUAUUGACAUGUAAAGUAUUUUUUACAUACACAUGUAUGUACAUCAACGCUUUGGGCUUUGCCUCACCAAUCAACUGAGUAUGUUCUGUUGGGGUUGGGGCCACAUUUUUGAUAAUACAUUUCUUCAAAUUAGUAGUGCAAUCACCUUUAAACCAUAUGUCUUGUGCAUUUAGCUAGAUUAUGAUAUUGGACUGAGAUGAAUGGUGUGUUACAGAUUAAAUAUAGGUUAAACUUUAAAUCGUAAACUUUAAUACUAAAAAUCUGGUCAUUCUAAUACAUAACUUAGUAUAUUGAGCUCACCAAAAAAUGUUUUAAUUGCGACCGAUUAACUACAAACUAUUAACUGUAGAUAUGGAUCAAAUCUAUUAUCACUUAUAUAAUUUUGAUUUUACAUAAUUAAUAUAUUGUGAAAUAGAUUUUCUUUCGAAAAUCAUUUAGAAGCCAUUUGUAAAAAACAAUAUCUUUUUGUGGCAAUUUCAAAUACUUAACUAAUUUAGUAUGCAAUCACAUUGAGACAAAAAUCAAACCCGAGCAUAAAUAUUGUAGGUUAGCUUAUUUAGUAUAAAAGAUUUGGCAAAUUAAUAAUAUAUAUAACCUUCUUCAGUAGAGAUUGUCAUAUCGACCAGCUAUACUUGUGUGAAUAAAAUAAGUAUAUUUAUCUCUGAAAUUAAUAAUUUGAGGAUAUGAUUUAUCACAAAACUACCACAACACCGACUAGACUCUAGUUCCAUCACUGCAACAGAACAUAUUAUCGUAAAUUCUGUCAUUUCCCCAACUAUAGAUUCUAGGUAACUUCACACGCUCCUGUACUCUGUCUUCAUCAGUAUUGUAAAUAAUAUGCAGAUAUACAAAAUCUUCAAUACUUCCUGGUGGGCAAAAGAAACUGUGUUGCUCCCUGUCAGCAUGCUAAUAUAUUCAUUGACUGAACACACACUUGUUAACAUUGUGGACAAUGAGGGACAAUGAUGAUGUUAUUCAGAGGUAAAACACUUUCUAAAGCCCGACAAGCGCAUUACUAGCCAUCUGUAUUCAAGUGCCACAAAGACCUAUAAUGCUAUAAACUGUCGAUGAACGAAGGGACUACAUACCUCUGUUCAUCUAAUGUGAUGACAUAUUUGUUUGCUCCUAGAUUCGGGCACUGUUUGCUGUUGAGUAUUUCCUGUCAAGAAACAGAACGAUAUCAGUCAGUGAUGGUUGGGCUUCUUGGACUUCUAAACGUGUUAAUAUCUGCUUAACUGUGUUGCUGUAAAAGUAGUAAUAGGUCGAGAUGAAAUCAAGUAUAAAGUCGAUGAAUAUUCUCUGUAGUUGAACCAUCACACCUCCAUGUGUGCUGGGAGAGUGAAGACAGCAGUGUGCUGUACAGAGCAAACAUUCAUCCACAUGAAGGGGCUCGUUAUUCAGAAAAACAAGGUUUUGUAUUUACCGUCCUACUGUAUUUUCAAAGCAUGUUUUGAGUAUAUUUAAAGCCCAAUUAAAUUUUGAAUGCAAACACUUUAAUUCCCGCUGGCCAUUUUAGGAUAAGUGCGACAGUAAGGAAAUCAACUGUAUCUUCUCAGUGACAAACCCUCACCUGAUGUGUGUGGGUUGGAAUAAGGUUUUGAGCUUGAUAAAAGAUGUUCAGAAAAGAUUAUUGUCAUCACCCCGAGUAAAAACUCUGCAUUCAAAUUGUAGUUCAUAAUUCAAUUUUGGCCAUAAUUUUUUCACAAUCUUUUUCAGACACGAUGAGCCUUGUUUGUAGAUAAACAAAAAGGUUGAGAAAUGCAUCACAUUCCUUCAAUCCGUAAAGCUUUUUGACUUAAUGUGAAGGUGAAGAUGUUUCUCUGCGCGUGCACAAAUCGUUUCUUUUUUUAGGUCAAAAACUCACGUAGAUGGUAGUUUAUUACAUUAGCGGUCCAGUCACGAUAGUUUGUGCACAUGUAUGAAUAAUUAUGUGAAUAGUUUAAAUAUAAGCGCAGCUGCUGUGGAUGACUAUCUGUCUCUUUCCAUGUCAUAGUGAAUCAAAUGAUUGAAUCUAGGAGAGGAAUAGAAGCCAUGGGAGUCAACUGAAAUAGUGAAGGAAUUAUUCUGUUCUGUUCAAUACUCGUUUAUAAAUGGGAAUAUAAAACCACAGAGUUUACAAAUAAUUCUGAACAUAAUUUCACAAAUUCAAAUUCUUCUUGUCCCUUAUUUGAGCCUGUGGCCGCUGGGGGAUUCGUAAACGCUCUGCGUUUGAUACUUAAAAAGACAAUUUUUUUCAGUUGGAGAAUCACUUUAGCAGACCCUUAAAGGAAAAUCAGGAUGAAAGGAUGAUAAUUGUGUGAAAGAGACGGAUGGGAGGCUUGUCUCCAUGUUUAAAAGCCAACGGAGUGCACUGAAGUUUGUCCAUCAUUAUUGUCGGCGGCCUUGUUCAUGUUUGGCUAGAGAUGAGAAUUUAGACAAGUUCACUCCCAAAUGAAUAUGCAGACUUGGAGUUGUGUUUUCAAAUUCAUUAAUUAAAUUACUUAACAGAAAUGGGGCUGCAUUUGACUUCCAAGCUUGCAAUUAGAUAACUUAUCAGACGAAUCUGGAGCCUUUAGUUUUAUGGACACGCGUUAUCAAGGUGAUGUCUUCACCUGAUCAUGAUGGCGGCCCAGACCCAGCCUGUCUGUCUUGCAUGAACAAGGCCAGAGGAGUUAUGGAGCAUUGUGAAAUAGGCAAAGCAACUGAAGUGUGUCAUAUAAAUGUUUUCAUCCAAUAAAAAGCAAUGUGUUUC